AUGACAGAAUAUUCCGUGUUCUCAUUUCCCGACAUCUGCAAGGAUGUAUAUUCUGUUGAAAAUUACUGCCAGAUUGGUUUAUUUCAUAAGGAGAAGCAUGCUAGGCAACGUUUAGUGGUGAGAUCAAAGUGCCGUUUCACAAAGCAACACACUGUGUCGUGCGGCAUCUGCACGAUGUUCCCAUCGUGCAUGUCUUUGCUCCCGAAGCGGAAUGAGCCGCGACCCCCCAGACCUGGACAAGCACCGGUCGUCCUCAAUGUAUACGACAUGUAUUGGACCAAUUGGUACACGGCCGGCGCCGGAGUCGGCGUGUUCCACAGUGGCGUUCAAGUACACGGCUCCGAAUGGGCGUACGGAGGUCACCCGUACGCGUUCACGGGCGUCUUCGAGAUAACGCCGAGAGACGAGCGCGAACUUGGCGAACAGUUCCGCUUUAGACAAAGUGUACAUAUAGGAUAUACGGACUUUAGCGAAGAGGAGGUGAGGCGACUCGUCACAGAACUUGGGAAGCAGUUCCGUGGGGAUAGAUAUCACCUAAUGAACAAUAAUUGUAACCACUUCACAUCCGCUUUUUGUCUUGCGUUGUGUGAUCGCGACAUUCCCGCGUGGGUCAAUCGGCUGGCGUACGUCAGCUCAUGUGUCCCAUUCCUCCAAAGAUGUUUACCAAAGGAAUGGUUGACGCCGGCCGCCUUGCAGCAGUCGCUUGCAGUGCACUCCCGGUCCUCGUCGCCCUCCACGCCUCAAUAG
Leptosia nina is the source of this 747-nucleotide messenger RNA. Lineage: Eukaryota; Metazoa; Arthropoda; Insecta; Lepidoptera; Pieridae. The record is from the annotation of a GenBank genome assembly.